AGAUUUCUAGCUGUAAUUGAUUUGCUAAGUUGGCUAUGACGAUUGGAACAACGGCAGAUGAUGAGGAAUCUUCUAUUAUACAAGAUGUAUGUGCGCAUUGCUGGUGUUCUAUCAUAUUCUAUAAUGAGGAGUCUAGUGAUUUAGACAAGAUUCUUGGUAAUCCAAAUCUUGUCUGUAGGAUCCAGGAACUAUACGCUAAUAGAGAUUCUGUUGAUCAACCUUGCUCGCUAUGCAAUUCUUUGGUUUUAUCAGAUAUAUUUGUUUCUAAUGACGAUAUUUAUUUAGUCGACAAUGAGGGAUAUCGCUCAGCAGUUGCUGAUGGGUGCCUACUGGAAGACGUCUUUGAACGCCUUGUGGACAUAGAAUGUGACAUUAAUAACCGUGAGCAUACAAAGCCCGGUAUGUUAGUGAAAGCAUUUGGAUUCAAUAUAUGCGUUUUGGCUGUGUUUUUAAAAUAUAACAUAGGAACCAAUGACCAAGUUAUUAAUUCGUUUGCCAAGCGAUGCAUUAAGAUUGAAUUAGAUGAAUCGGCAAAACAAAGAGUAAACGAGCUAUCAAAUGUAUUUGACAUGGUCAAAAGCAGGAUAGAAUCUUCAGUCACGAAUAUUGAAAAUUCUAGUGACGAAGUCAUCCAGCUGAUUCAGUCAUAUUUGAGCUAUUCACAAGUAAAUAAAAAAGCAGUCAACUAUAUAGAUGCUUACAGUCGACGAUUACUGAGUUUAACAGCUACAAAGUUACAACAGGAAUGCAUGAAAAGUUGCAUCCUUGAUUCUCCAUUGACCCAGAGGUUAAUGCAAAUUUAUGUUGAUGAUAGGCACCUAUUCGAACAAUUGUUACGUAUUAACCUUAAUGUAAAAAUUGUCCAUGAGGAUACUCUUCGAAUAUCGGAAUUUGUUAUCAUACGUGAUGUAAUAACAUUUGUUGGUUAUUAUAACAAGUUGGCAAGAGGGUUAUGCCAAACGUCUUGGACACCGGGUAAAGAAACCAAGUCUAAUCUCUCAGUAGAAGAAUGCCUUUGCUUGCCUUUAAUGUCCAUAUGCGAUGGUUCCAGCUACAAAUUCAUGGCAUCCGGUCGUGAGGAUUGUGACGUGAGGACAAUAGGUAAUGGUAGGAUGUUCUGUGUGGAAUUAUACAAUUGCAAGCGUGAUUUAUUUGAUGUAUACAGGUUAAUACAUGGACUACAUCAAGGUGCACAGCUACCAAACGAUAUGCCACAUUGUUACAUGUCUGAUUUAAAAGGGAUAUUACAUGACAUCAAAGUGGGUGCAAACAGGAUUAACCAGUACUACUUUGCAAUGUUGAGCGACAAAGACACCGCCAAAAGCCCAUCAAAAAUGAUAACCAUAUCUCCAAUAUCCCGUGAAACACUAAGUCAGGCAUUCGAUGCUAAAAAUGAUGGUAGACCGCAAUCGGUAACGGGUACUGGAUUUUAUGGUCUAAAAGUGUCAUUCAACAGUAGAUUACAGAGACAAAUAGUACAGACCGAUGCAGAAAACAAAUGUAAAACAUAUUCCUGUCUUAUAUAUUCCGACGGAGCGGUCGAUCUAGCGAUAUUUCACAAACUUCCACAAGGACCGUUCAGCAUAUCGCAAGAGAACCCUGUUAGAACGAGUCAUCGCAAAGGCCAAUGUAAACGAACACGUGAAAUAUAUUAUAUGCAUGUGGACCCAAUACAUCCAAGGUUGUUUCAUUUGACGAUCAAAACACAGGCAGGCACAUACAUUAAAGAAUUUGUAAAUGGAGACAUCGGACGUACUACACCAUCACUCAAAGAAUUAUUAGGGGCAAAAUCAUUAUACGUCAUCCACCUUGAUGUCAUCGAUUUUUCGGGGGAAACAAGGUAGUGAUCAUACAACGGCAUAAGCCUUCCAUG
Messenger RNA from Babesia bovis T2Bo, 1873 nucleotides. Its product is annotated as tRNA pseudouridine synthase family protein. Bases 36 to 1844 code for a protein of 602 amino acids. Gene Ontology annotation, biological process: tRNA pseudouridine synthesis. Gene Ontology annotation, molecular function: RNA binding; pseudouridine synthase activity. The record is from RefSeq and is a predicted model, not a curated record. NCBI's taxonomy places the organism in Eukaryota, Apicomplexa, Aconoidasida, Piroplasmida, Babesiidae. The transcript is spliced from 3 exons.